Molecule: messenger RNA, 1143 nt
Organism: Durusdinium trenchii
Lineage: Eukaryota; Dinophyceae; Suessiales; Symbiodiniaceae
Source: the annotation of a GenBank genome assembly
AUGGCAACGGCCAGGAAACGCUUGCAACAGCUCUUUGAGAAGUAUGAUACCUCAGGAGAUGGCGUUAUGAGCGAGGAUGAACUUGUGGCACUCUUGUCAAAUCUGCUCGCGAUUCCAGAGUCCCGAGCUCGGGACUGGUUCAAGGUAGCUGAUGGAAACCAAGAUGGUGUAGUGCAUGUGCACGAGUUUAUCUCUUGGCUCACGGACAACCCACCUAUGCACCGUGUGAGCGAGGUCAUCACGGACGGGAAGAAGACGGUUCAAGCAUCAAUUGUCAACACAUCGGGAGCUGUAGGCCAAGUCUUCACCUUUACAAUCCGGAACCACCACAACGUCAGCUUCCCAAAGGGAAACCCAAUCACUGUGGCGGUCAAGCCAGGAGAGGAGGUCACUGAGACGCUCUUGCAUGUUGAUGCAGAACCUUUCAAGUACCAGUGCUUUCCUGUAACCUUUCGAUCUGACUGGACUGGAGUUGAGGAUGACCCAAACGCUUUCAAAGACAUGAGCUUCCCCCACGAUGACACGAGCAUCGUGGAUCCAGACCGUGCCUUGAACUUGGGAAAGACUGAGCAGUGGAUGCGUGGCCGAAUGCUCGGAGAUCCUGGAAAUGCCGUGCUCUUUGACCGUGUACGGCCUCAGGAUGUGCAGCAAGGCGCUGUCGGAGACUGUUGGUUGAUGUGCGCCCUGGGUGCUUUAGCCACACACCCUGAGAAGUUGAAGGGCUUAUUUGACUCUAAACAUGUGCCCGAGGAUGGAAAGUACAAGGUAUGGCUUUUUGACAUCUACGAGAACAAAUGGGUUCAAGUGGAGAUUGACGAGUUUUUGCCUUGUGUGAUCAAGGAUGGCAGACCCAGUCCCACCUUUGCCCGUCCUCUGGGGAACGAGCUUUGGGUGCCGCUGCUGGAGAAGGCGCUGGCCAAGUUUUGCGGCACUUAUGGAAAGCUCAACUCAGGGUAUCCACACUGGGCGUUUCGAGUGCUGACCGGGAAACCAGACUUGAUCACUUUCUUAAAGCAGAAGGGCAGCUGGCGCAAGUGCCGACAAGGGCCAGUCACGAAGGAAGAGUCUCGAAACCCGAGAAUUUCAAACUUGAAGUAUUGCAGUUGGGCUCAACCAGUAAAAGUGAACUCUUUAAAUAUUUGA